GCUACCGAAUAUACGCAAUCCUAGUUACCGUCUACUCGCCGAGACGCGCGGGGAACAGGUUGUCUUUGAAAGUAGUUCCAUCGUCUGGGAAUUAAUUUAUCGUAGAAAUCUCGACGAUGACACAGGACGUGGAACCCGCGGAGAAGGCAAAGAUUGCAGAAGAGCUGAAGCCCGCUGUACAAGAUUACAGUCAUCAGGAUAGCUUGUUUGGCAAUGCAUUCUCCUCAAAGGCCUACUUCAUUGUUCACCCCGAAUGGCUAUCCGAAAACGUAGACCCACCCAAGUCUCAGCCACUACCCAGAAAACCCUGGCCAUGGGAGCAACCCAAAUACCGACAGAACGUCCAACGCUACGAGAACGGACAAAUGACCCCUGACACGUCUACGCCCGGUCAGAACACCCCACUUCCGGAGUUCAGUGAACCGGAACCAGGAUAUUCAUAUACCCAGCCACUUAGAAAUAAUUACGAAUCAGAAAUUCUGGAACGAAAGCCUGCGAUUGAUUUAAGUACUGGUCGUAUGUAUUGAAAUAUUCAAGAUCAGAGAGAGGGAAAACACAUUAUCAUCCUACCAGACUAUUUGAUAGCGAUCGAUCGGUGUGUUUCAAUCAUGCUGAAAAUUACCUAGUAACGUUCAGGCUUCACAUAGAUGUUCUCAUGCAAUGCAUUGCCGCCUCCAGUAUUACAUAUAUCCGUGUGCAAUGAAUAAUUAAUUUAUUUGUCUGUUAGUAAUUUAUUAUUAAAUCAUCCAUAUUUCCAA
This is a messenger RNA of Magallana angulata, 758 nucleotides long. RefSeq lists its product as uncharacterized. NCBI's taxonomy places the organism in Eukaryota, Metazoa, Mollusca, Bivalvia, Ostreida, Ostreidae. The record is from RefSeq and is a predicted model, not a curated record. The transcript has 3 exons. The coding region runs from base 117 to 527 and encodes 136 amino acids.